Messenger RNA from Mauremys reevesii (Reeves's turtle), 1120 nucleotides. It is a transcript of the gene CCNQ, whose product is annotated as cyclin Q. Gene Ontology annotation, biological process: regulation of transcription by RNA polymerase II. Gene Ontology annotation, cellular component: nucleus. Gene Ontology annotation, molecular function: cyclin-dependent protein serine/threonine kinase regulator activity. The record is from RefSeq and is a predicted model, not a curated record. The transcript has 7 exons. The coding region runs from base 2 to 976 and encodes 324 amino acids. Lineage: Eukaryota; Metazoa; Chordata; Testudines; Geoemydidae.
GAUGGCUCGCUGGGAGGCUGACCCCUCAUCGCCAGCCACAGGGCAGGAGACCUGUUGCUCUCAGACCUGGGCCUGUGAUACCGGAGUUCUGGGGCAGCCUCUUGGAUCCGGCGGAUUCGAGGUCGGUCCCGGUGCAGGAACCCAGCUGAGGGAUCCACUUGUUCUCUGUGCUGCUCACUCCCCCCCACCCCCGCCGCCUGUGAAUGGAAACCAUGGCAACAGCAAGUGGGCAGCGGCGGGCGCCAUGGAGCCCGACCGGGCGGCGAGCGACCAGAUUGAGCCGGGAGCCACCGAGACCAAGAUCCAUUUCAAGGUCACCCGGUUCAUCAUGGAGGCAGGGGUGAAGCUGGGCCUGCGCUCCAUCCCUGUGGCCACGGCCUGCACCAUCUACCACAGUUUCUUCACGGCCACGGUGGCCCCGGGGCCCUAUGACCCCUACCUGGUGGCCAUGGCUGCGCUGUACCUGGCGGGGAAGGUGGAGGAGCAGCACCUACGCACCCGGGACAUCAUCAACGUCAGCCACCGGUACUUACACUCCCAGAGCGACCCCCUGGAACUCGACUCCCAUUUCUGGGAGCUGCGGGACAGCAUCGUCCAGUGCGAGCUGCUCAUGCUGCGGGUGCUCGGCUUCCGUGUCUCCUUCCGGCACCCCCACAAGUACCUGCUCCAUUACCUGCUCUCCCUGAGGCAGUGGAUGAACCGGCACAGCUGGGAGCGAACCCCUGUCUCGGCGGCGGCCUGGGCACUGCUCCGGGACAGCUACCACGGGGGGCUGUGUGUGCGCUACCCCCCUCAGCACGUGGCGGUGGCCGUGCUGUACCUCGCCCUGCACUGCUACGGGGUGGAGGUGCCCGCCCAUGCACAGGCCCAGAGACCCUGGUGGCAGGUGUUCAGUGAAGAUCUCAGCCAGGCUCAGAUUCACCAGAUCGUAUUGGACCUGAUCCAGAUUUACACCUUGGAUGCGGAAAUCUCCUAAUGGGGUCCAGAGAGCGACCCAGUGCUGGGGAGGGGACAGGCCCCAUUCCCACGCCCCGAGCCAGCCAGUCCCUGCCCUGGGGCUGGAUGGGCGCCAGUGCCCCUAGAGGGGAAAGACCCCAGGCCCCAUUCCCAGCCCCCUAAG